UUUCAGCUCUCCAGAUGGGAGGCUCAUUGCCCUAGCACUCAGGAGGUUGUAGGGAAGGGGGACUGAGCCAGGACUUGGCACUGACUACAAAGGGUAGGGGGCAGCACCCAGCACUCCCGCCGCAGCAGGCCAGGGGAGGGGCUGUGACGUUUGGUGGCCUCAUGCAGCUGAGAGGAAGUAGCUAAUUGCCAACCUGAUGACUGGCGGCUGAGGAGUGGGGUGAUGAUGCCACUGGCAGAAGCAGGCGCCCUGGCCCAAGGAGGAGGCCCUUCAGUGACGGAGUGGGCCUGCAUUCUGCGGAGGCCCCCUCUUUGUCCCCUGUGGCCAAAGCUGUUAAGGAAAGAGGGAGUGGAUGAGGGUUCUUUUCACCAGAAGACCCCCAGGCACAAGCAGCCCACCUCAUUGAUGGUCAGAGCAUCCAGAAGAAGUGGCGAGACUUCAGCUGUCCUCAAAGCAGGAAGAGAGAGUGUUUCUGGCAGAAAGAACGGCACAAGCAAAGGUGCCUCCAGUUUGAGGGGGGAGAGAGGACACCCCCUCCACCCCAGACGUGGGAAAGCAGUCCACCUGCGCACCAGGGGCAGAGCACGUGGCUGGGUGAAGACGCUGGCCUGGGUACGGAGGACUCGCGGGCUGGCAGAGCGCGCGGCGGCGGCGGGAGGAGACGCAGGUCACGCCCCCUUCCCGCCGCACGGGGCGCGCGCGCCGAAGAGCCCGGGACAGGUGACUCCUAGAGGACUGCGUCUGCACCUCCCCCGGCGGGAGUCCCUUCUUCGCGGCCUCUGCCGCCCCCUGCGUCCCCUCCUGGGCUGAGAGUCUGACUCAGCCAAGCCGGCAUCGCUUCGCCUCCUACAACACACCCCGAGAGCGAGGAAAAAUUACAGGAUUGCAGGGGCACGGCUAAUGCGCUCUAAUUACCCACCGCCGCUGUCAUCCGCGGCGCUGAGCCAACGCGCCGUAAUUAGGCCGCCGCUCCCCGGUCCCAGAACCCUCCCUUCGCCACCCCCGACCCACCUCGCGGUCCCCAGACCACUGACUGCCGCCUCCUGCCGCCCUCCGGGACUGCCCCUCAGUCCCAAGAGAGCUGUGAGGCCUCAUUGGGGGGUAGAACUUGGGGAGACCGAAGCCGGCCCCUCGGCUAAACCUACAGUCCUAGAAGGUCUCUGCUGGAAGAGUCUGGGAGAAUGGGUAGGGGGCAGGGACCUAUUUCGUUGACAGAAACACCGAGGUCUACUGGAAAGUUAGUCUUCAGUGGGAGGAGUGGCAAAGGCACGCAGGGCAGCAGUACCCACGUUUGGGCACGGAGAAGGGAAGGGAAGCCCGCCCAGCCUGAACUCCCAGACCCGCUCGUUUAACAGUGGCUUUAUGAGCAGCACAACGGGCUCCCUCCCCUGGCAGGGAAAUUACCUUCUUGCCAAGAAAGGUGACAUCCCCACCACAGACACGGAGGCCCCGCCCGCUGGCCAGCUGUAGCCUGCUGGUCGUAGGGAAGCUGGUGAGGAGUGAGGUGACUCUGGCCUCCCAUGUCCGGUAGGGUGAGAGAGGCCCUGAAGAUAGAAGCCAGGCCUGAAGGCCAGAAUUAAAGGGGUAGCUUGGCCAUCAGCUCCUUCCCCAAACCAGGCUCAGAGCUCUUCUCUAUCAGGAAUUCUUUCCUGAGGUCCAGGGGGUUGCAAAGUCAUGGCCUUGGGCCACGUUUUAUCUUCAGUGAGGUUUUGUUUGGCUUGCAAUGAGUACAUAGGUUUUAGGUUGAAUGUGAGAGGCUGCAGAAAAUGUGGGUUCUCCGGCUGCCCUCCCAAUGAAGGUGGACCUCUGAUUUAGACCGGCCCGCUGGCCUGUGCUUUCAUCCUUUUCCUCAGGGCCAGGAUCUUAUUCCCCGUGAUUGCUGCCCCUUUGUGGUCUGCAUGUUUCUUGGUAAGCGUGCCCAGUCAAGUGUGUCUGGGAGCCCCCUCUUUUCUGUCAUGGUCAGGUUUCCCACAUGCAGUGGCCGCGGUGGCUGCACAUGCUCCCGGAUACCCCUCCGGCACUCCCUUUUGUCAUCUUGAGUUUCAGUACGUGACUUGGGUGGCACCCUAUCUUCUCCAGCAGGGAUGGCAGCUAUUUUUCUGCCAUGAGACUAGAGGUUGCUUGAGAACAGGAAAUUGGAUCUCUCCCUUCAGACUGGGGUUUCACUAAGAGCUGGAGAAGGGGGGAAUGUGGGAGGAUUAUCUUCCAUCACAGGGAGCACUCCGAGGGCAAGGCUGUGUCUCCCUCAGUCUGGGGCUCCCUGAAGACAGGGCUGUGUCUCCCUCAGACUGGGGCUCCCUGAGUCAGGGUUGUGUCUCCCCUCAGACUGGGGCUCCCUAAGGAUGGGUCUGUGUCUCCCUCAGACUGGGGAUCCCUGAGGACAGGGCUGUGUCUCCCCACAGUCUGGGGCUCCCUGAGGACAGGGUUGCGUUCCCCCUCAGACUAGGGCUCCUUGAGUCAGGGUUGUGUCUCCCCUCAGACUGGGGCUCCCUGAGGGCAGGGCUGUCUCCCUGCUUCAGACUGGGGCCUCCCCCAAAGGACAGGGACUGUGUCUCCCCUGGGACUAGGUUCUUUGUGUCUUCUGCAUCUACUGAGAUUCUCAUGAGGACAGGGCUGUGUCUCCCCCUCCAUCUGGAGCUCCCUGAAGGCAAUGGCCUCUCCCCUCAAAUGGGACAUUUGCACCCCACCCCACCCUCCAGCUCCCCAUGGCGCCCAGGCAUUCCUCCCAGGACACCAUUUGUCAUGCUUUGAUGAAUGAAACCUACUAAGAAUAACUCAGUCCUUGUAGGCUCUGAAGGACAGGGGGAGGGAGAGGGAGGAGGCUGGUGAUUCUGGGGGUACUGGGGGAGGAGGGACACAAUCCAUUUAUUCAAUAGCAUUUCCCAGGUGCCCAGCUGAGCACUGGGGGGGAGACAGUGAGUGCCACAGAGCCCCCUACUGUGCCAUUUCUGCCACUGACAGCCAGGAGUGUCCACAGGUACCCCUGAGACAGAAAGUUCAGGCCCCUGCUUCACAGCCUCCCCAUCCCAGCAGUCACUCCCUCAGGGCCAGCCAGCCCCCUCCAUGCCAAUCAUGAGCUCCCUCUGCCCCUCCCUUCAGUGGAGGGGAGACUUUGAAAUCGGGUGCUUGGAGUGGGGGCGCUGCUCCCAGUGGGGGUGUGAGGAACCCACAGGAUGAAUCCCUGUCCCCCGCCCUCCCCCUACUCUGUUCUUCCUUACCCUGCCCCUUUCCACUCCAAAACCUCAAGCCUCUAGUUCAUAUUCGAGUGACCUUUCCAGUGCAACUGUUCUCAGGGGGCCCUUGGGAGUCGGGAGGCUGUGACCUUAACCCACUUCUUUGGACGGUGCCUUCCUGGCACUCCGCCCCCACCUGCCACCUCCUGAGAGGAACAUUUCGGCCGGUCUUGGCAAAAACAUCAGUCUAUGAUCCGGGCAGCCUGGUGCAGUACCAGCUCUGCCACUGACACCACUGUGACCUUGAGAAGCCAUUUACACAUAUGGGCCUCAGUUUCUCCAUAUGUAAAAUGACUUUUGUUUAGCUUUCCUGAUUUUCAAAUCUUUUUUUCAAACAAUGAAUCUUCUUGUUUAAAUUGUAA
This is a messenger RNA of Chlorocebus sabaeus (green monkey), 3595 nucleotides long. RefSeq lists its product as uncharacterized. The record is from RefSeq and is a predicted model, not a curated record. Lineage: Eukaryota; Metazoa; Chordata; Mammalia; Primates; Cercopithecidae.